AUGCGCCUGCUCAAAGGCCUCGUACUUGGUCUGCUCCUCGAGAGAGGCCUCAGUCAGACAGAACCUCAGCCCGAAGGUGACAGCAUCGCUACUGUUGCCGACCCUGCGGAGACAGAUCCCGCAGAUGUGCCUGCUCCUGACCCUAGUAACCCAUCAGAUGGCGACACUCCUUCAGAUACCCCAGACCCAGUGGAUGAUGGACCAACAGUCAUAGUAGAUGACCCUCAGCCCACUGACGGCGACGGAUCCGAUGCCAGAAUCCCCGCUUGA
This is a messenger RNA of Fusarium tjaetaba, 270 nucleotides long. RefSeq lists its product as uncharacterized. Bases 1 to 270 code for a protein of 89 amino acids. Lineage: Eukaryota; Fungi; Ascomycota; Sordariomycetes; Hypocreales; Nectriaceae. The record is from RefSeq and is a predicted model, not a curated record. The transcript is spliced from 2 exons.